AUGGGCCAGGAUGGUGACGUGGCUAGCGGUGUGGCCGAAACACGCAGCACAGUCACAGUUGAGCAGCUGAAGUCGCAUCCCACCUUCACUGCGCUGGCCAACGCCGUCGCAGGGGCGACCUGUACGCUGCUUCUACAGCCAAUUGCCUCUCUUCGGACACGUCUACAAUCGCUAAACAUAUACGACCAUGGAAUCUCGGGAGGAAAUCGCAGUAAAUUCGCCGCCAUGAUCCGGUUGAGCUGGAAGGAUGGCAUCUUCAGACUUUAUCGGGGAGGAGGAUGCUCUAUGGUGAUUUCUGGCGCCGGUUGGUUCCUGUUCCGAUACAGCUUCGACAAGAUAUCGCAAUCAAAAAUAAUCGAGUUCGAAAGCAAAAACGCAACCAAGCUCGUGAAUGGAUCGCUAAGCAGUCUGAUUACCACUGCCGUGCUCCACCCUGCAUGGAAUGCAAAGCUGAACAUGGAGUUGCAGACCAGCAGGACCAGGGUCGACGGAUGGCCGCAGUACCGGGGCGCUACGCACUACCUUAUAAACACGUUCAAAAACGACGGUUUACCAGGCCUUUACAAGGGAUGGGAAGCCAACCUCGUUGGGGUUGUGUACUACGGCAUGGUCAUCUGCGUAUACGAGUCGCUUGCGGAAGUCGACUGGCAGCAGAACCGAUUCCUAGAACACGUGCACUACGCGAAGCCCAUAGCGAACGGGAUGGUAGCCAGGAUUGUUCCCACUACUUUGUGCUAUCCGGUUUACGUCAGCAGGACCAUGCAGCAGUGCUUUGCAACGGAACUUUCGCAUCGGAGCCUGUUCCAGGUCUUCAGCUGGACGGUACGGAACAAGGGGCUCAGGGGGCUUUACGCUGGGUUCCAAAUGCAGCUCAUCAAGUCCAUAAUCAGCGGAGGGGUCACAUUCGGAAUAUACGAGGCGCUGCUGGCAUCAGCAGCGCGCUGCUACAAUUUCAUACACGUUUAA
This is a messenger RNA of Babesia ovata, 966 nucleotides long. RefSeq names its product mitochondrial carrier protein. Lineage: Eukaryota; Apicomplexa; Aconoidasida; Piroplasmida; Babesiidae. The coding region runs from base 1 to 966 and encodes 321 amino acids. The transcript has a single exon. The record is from RefSeq and is a predicted model, not a curated record.